AUGGAGUUUGAUGAGCAAACUAAGGCGCAUCUGAAGGCCAGUCAAAACCCUAAAAUUCUUGAAUUAGAAAAACAAAAACAAGUAGAAGAUGAAAAGGGUUUGAUCAUAGUAAAACCAAAUUACAAUAUCAUAAGUGAGAUUAGCAGAGUUAAUUAUGUUGAUGAUAGUUUUGUUUUUCCACCUGGAUAUCGUUUUUGUCCACAUGAUGAAGAGCUUAUCAUUCAUUAUCUUAAGAAGAGAGUGAUGAAUGAACGUUUACCACAUGACAAAAUCAAGGAGGUUAAUCUUUAUAAAUAUAGCCCUCAAGAGCUUUCAGAGAACUAUUCAAUGCUGGGAGACAAGGAAUGGUACUUCUUCACUCCAAGGGAUAGAAAAUAUCCAAAUGGUAAUAGGCCAAAUCGAGCAGCAGGAACAGGUUAUUGGAAAGCUACUGGAGCUGACAAACCUAUAAAGCACAAUGAUAUUAAAGUUGGAUUUAGAAAGGCUUUAGUUUUUUAUGAAGGAAAACCUCCCAAAGGUGACAAAACAAAUUGGAUUAUGCAUGAAUUUCGAGUGAAUGAAUCUCGCAGGCUCAAAAGACAUGCACAAGACAUGAGGCUCGACGAUUGGGUUCUAUGCAGGAUUUAUAAAAAAGUUGACAAGUCAUUCAAGAAUGCCCGAAAGGAACAAGAGCAAGACGAUGCAAGCAUAAGUUGUUCUUCUAUUGGUAAGAUGGAGAAUUGUGACUACGAAGGAACUACAGAUUCAUAUGAAAUUGCGAGACAAAAUUUAAAAUUACCUCAUCAUUAUGAUAUCACUUUCGACGAUCCUGGUUUCAACAUGGAUUAUAACAAAUACAGUCUUGAUAAUUUUUCACAUUAUGGACCAAGACCAAACUAUGGCAUGCCUCUUCAUCCAUCAUUUUCUCCUGGAAAUAUUUUUUGGGAUCAAAGAGGAUAUCAAGAGAACUGCAACAUUUUGCCUAUGAAUUUCGACGUGAAUAACUUUUAUGAAGAUUCUUAUGAUGAAAUUCAAUCCCAGAAUAUUCUUGAUAGUCUUCUUGAUGAGAACUCAUCGAUCUAUAAAGAUUGA
Messenger RNA from Nicotiana tabacum (common tobacco), 1071 nucleotides. Its product is annotated as NAC domain-containing protein 67-like. Lineage: Eukaryota; Viridiplantae; Streptophyta; Magnoliopsida; Solanales; Solanaceae. Gene Ontology annotation, biological process: regulation of DNA-templated transcription. The record is from RefSeq and is a predicted model, not a curated record. Gene Ontology annotation, molecular function: DNA binding.